UUUACGUUUUAUUGUUUGAAUUGAUCGAAAGGACAACAUGAUUCUUGACAAUGUUGUGGAGUUUGCCAGCUACUGGUGGUUCCGUUACCUCAUGGUUACUGAGCUAUAUAUGGUGGAGAAAUGGGAACGUGUAACGAUACACGUGCUCUUUAUGGUGCUCUUCUGCGUAUUCUGGUACUUCAACUAUUCGGUGCUGCUCUCUCUGGCCGGACUAAUCUCACCCAACACACUUAUUGCGGAUAUCUUACCCGGCGCGCAUCAAGGACAAGGUGUCAAGGUCAUAUAACUGAAGCGGAGCCACCACUGAGUCACACCGUGUGUUUACUUCUGGUUUUCCAAUAAUUGAAUAUCUGCGUAUCUGUAAUUGUGCCGUGCCUCUCCACGCGCCAGCUUUAUCUAAUCCACAUUCACAUCCACAUGCACUCCACAAGGCGUUUGCUUACACAUCAAUCACAUCACAACCCAGCCGGAUAAGGUGGAGUUCCUGUAUAUGUUAAUCGUUUGUGGAUCUGCAGCCUGAAUGGCAGCCACUGGCAGCCCAUCACUGUUUAAGGUAGCCUUAGUUUAUACGUACUCCGUAAUCCUUACGCGCUCGAGUGUUGGAUGCGAAAUAAUAGUUAGGGAAUAAAUCUGAAUAUGAUGAAUAUAAUGGGCCUUUACUUUUGAA
Drosophila persimilis is the source of this 667-nucleotide messenger RNA. RefSeq lists its product as uncharacterized. Bases 38 to 286 code for a protein of 82 amino acids. NCBI's taxonomy places the organism in Eukaryota, Metazoa, Arthropoda, Insecta, Diptera, Drosophilidae. The record is from RefSeq and is a predicted model, not a curated record. The transcript is spliced from 3 exons.